Molecule: messenger RNA, 2403 nt
Organism: Aegilops tauschii subsp. strangulata
Lineage: Eukaryota; Viridiplantae; Streptophyta; Magnoliopsida; Poales; Poaceae
Source: RefSeq, a predicted model, not a curated record
AUGUCGUCCGCAGGCCUAGCUGAAGCUUCAAUCCUGGCUACAUUGAAAAAGCUCUUCAAGACUGAUAGCGUCACUGGCGUUGCCAGCGUGGAGCUGUGGGUGUUGCUGACAACGCUGCUGCUGGUGGUGAGGUUCGUGCUGGAUUGCUUCGGGCCGUGGCACGCGGAAAGGUCUAUGGCAGCCACUGUCCGAAUCAUCGAGAUGCUGAAUUACUCCAUGGUGCACUACACCUUGGGGCUGAUGCAGCUCUCGGCAAAGAAGGUGAAUGACUACUUUCAGGUCUGGGCGGUGCUGCUGGUAACCCUGCAGUACAGCGUCAAGACUGGGCGCCCCUACCGGAUGUCCAAGCAGAUCCCGGUGCUGGAUCUCAUGUCCUCUUUCUGGGCAGCCAAUCUCAUCCGGAUACAGACCUUCUUCCUUCUCAGGAUUCCCCUCUGGUUGAUCUGGGCGCUCAAUGCGAUACGCAUCAUCUCAUACUUUGCUUCAUCUGAUAGGGCUGCGACCAUCAACCAAGAGAAUACAAGGCUGGUUAGCGACUAUAUGCGAUACGAGCACACACUCGGUCCCUCUGGCGAUGCAGCCGAUUCUGACAAUGGGAUCAGGAUGCAGUCGUACAAGUACCUGGUCUCUGGGGAAGACCUGGUGCUACAUGAUGCCCAACGGGAGAGGAAAUCUGCAUCAGCACAAUACAAGAUUUGGUUGGAUCCGGAUAACAAGAAGCUUGUCACCGUAGAGAAGAUAUGGAAUGUUGAUUCUGGCAGCAGUCGGUUGCUGGGCGGUACCAAUGACACUGGCAACCGACUGAAGGAUGUCUGCCUCUCACUCGCACUGUACAAGCUGCUGCGCCGUCGGUUCUAUAAUCUCCCGAUACACGAGGCUAGCCAUGAGAAGACAAGGCGGCUCCUCUUCGACUACAUCCUGCAGGAGAACUCCAACAACUAUGAGAGGGCAUUCCGUGUCACAGAGGUGGAGUUGUCCUUCCUCCAAGACUUGUUCUAUAGCAAGUAUGCUGCCAUGUUUGCGGUUGGAUUCCCGAUCUUGAGUAUGCUCAUGUCUCUGUCUCUGGUUGGGGCUACUGGAUACCUUGCAUUUCCCGUCAGUUAUAUACCAGAGAGGAUGGACAAGGCCGACAAUAAUAUCAUCACUCAUGGGGUGGCUGUCACUCGCGUCAUAGUUGGCCUUAUAGUUGCCAAGGAGCUGUCAGAGGUCUAUCUAUAUGUGUUCUCCAAUUGGUCUAAGGUCCUGAUGAUUUGUAUGUAUGUCAAGCAUCGGUGCUUGCGGCAUCCAGUUGUGGAGGCAGCAAUGAGAACAGUUUUCUGGCCCAUUGGGGGUAAGUGGAACCAGAAGAUCUCACAGUGCAACCUUCUGAUUUCUUAUUCACGCAAUAAGCAGAAAUUAACCCAAAGGAUCAAGUUGGAGUCACAAGUAAAGACAGCGAUAUUUCAGUCAUUCAAGGGCCUGCAGAAGCAUCCAGAGAGGUUGGGAUCCUACUUCUUAAAUGCCUUUGGAUCAAAGGAAGGCCUUGUGAAGCAGCUAGCAUGGGCAGUUGAACUGGAGGCUGAUACCCACAGGAUACUGGUCUGGCAUGUCGCGACAUGCUUAUGCGAGAUAGAUAUCUCUGCCGAAGUGAUAAAACGGAAGACUGUACGGCGUCAAAAUAGUAGGCUCUUGGCGAAGAAAUCAACAACUAAAGCGGAUGUGUGGCCACAUUACUUAACUGCUAGCAGCUUAUCAAACUACUGUGCAUACCUGCUUACCAUAGCAUUGGUGCCUGACAACGGCAUUGUUGUUACAAAGGUCUUGCAUGCGGUACGUUGUGAAACCUAUCAUGCUACUGGCCGCUCUGCAUCCCAGUCGUUGCGAGAUGUCAACGAUAAACUUAUGGAGAUUGCCAUGAAGCACUCUGAAGAGUCUGAGGAGGAAGUGGCCAAUGGAGUGGGUGAUGCAAUGGGUCAAGUAGCCCCUGAAAGUGCAGUAAUCCAUGAGGAAAUACUCAAUGUCCAGAUGGCUAAUGAUGAGGAAGAUCCUAAUACAGCGAGACGUGGUGAUGCCACUAACAGUUUCAUACCAGCUACCAAUAGGGAAGGUACUUUUGCCGGUGACGAUGACAUCCAUGAUUCCAUAAUACAGAUGGGGGCAAAGCUUGGGAAGCAGUUGAUAGAGGCUUAUGGAGAAGAUAAAGUAGGCCUAUGGAGGGAUCUAGCAGUGUUCUGGACAGGUUUCCUCCUCAACUUGGCAGCAUCAACCAGAGCAGCCAAGCAUAAGACACGGCUUGUUACAAAAGGGGAGCUCAUAACACACCUGUGGGUUUUGCUGUCUCAUGCUGGGUUUCUCGGAAACACCAGGCACGGGCAAACACUCUUAGACCCACAUGAUCUUGAUGAGAUCGACCCGCUCAGCUGA